AUGGGGCACGUGUACUGCGAUGAUUUCGCGCCAUUUGCCCACAGCCCGCCUGGACACACGUGUGGCCUCCCCUGUUGCCGCGAGGAGAUGAGGGUUCGUAUAAAGAAGGACCCAAGAGGCAUGCCGAAAUGUUUUUCUGCUCCAAUAACCAAGGACAUACCCGAGCAGAACUUCACCCUGACGCGCCGUUUGAAACAAAUCAAGAGUAUGAAUGGAAACUUCAUCAAAUUGCCUGGACCGACGGAUGCCCGUCCUGGUCCCUCAUUGCCCCCCACGAAUUUGAACAUAAAUGACCCCAGUUCAAGCAGUGGACAUCGCCAUCAUCCGAGUGGACAAGGUAUUUCUAAGAUAAUCAUUAAGCUUGACCACCCAACUGAUGAAGGUGAAACGUCUGACUUUGAAGAGGACAAGACAAAGGAAAGGAGAACUCGGAGACACGUGUCCUUUGCCAACGAGUUGGAGGUCCACCUCAGACCCAGUAACCUUUCCUUCCAGCCGGCUCACUACGGCAGCUUUGGGUCCCUGCCCUCAAAGUAUCAGGCCAGAAUGCGCACCGGCCUCCCACUCGCCUUUAGACAGAAAGAACACAUCUCUCAGUAUGAAGAAAACGAAGAUGUUUACGACAUUGAACGUUUCCAUAGUGACUGGAAUAUAAACAGUCCAGCAGAUAUGUGGUCGAAGGAGGCGAGCGCCGUGGAGGCGUGGGAGGUGGACAGGAAUGAGCUCCUCAGGGACACACAGAUCAGCCGAACUGCCAGUUUCCGCCGUGAGCUGCGCCAGGUCAACUCGUCUAACCGUCCCCUCCACCUACAGCAGUCCAGAAUGAGUGGCCGAACCAAGGUGCAAGAGGUACAUCCUAUGAAGAAGGCAAGGGUUGUUCCCUUUGAGAAGCCAAAUAACGGGGCAGCUGCUCCACCGAAUGAGCAAAACGCGACUCCCUCUAAAUUCUUUAGCAAAGGAAAGGGAGGCCUUUUUUCCAAAAUUCCAAUCAAAAAGAGGGAGCCAUCGGGUCAAUCAGCAUGUCAAAAUGAAGCAGAGGAUAGCGCGAAAUCCAACGUGCCGCACAGGAAUAACAAAACGCAAAGCGAAGUGGAGGUGACAUUGAGAGAAGAGAGCAAGAACACCAUUAGUGCUGAAAAGGGAGCGUGUGUUGAAGAUGAGCAGUGCUCUGGGGUUUAUGAAAAUGAAACCAACAAGUCACACAGUUUACCAGUCAGUGUUUUGAGACACGCUGUCAAUGCCACCUAUGGCGUCCAGCCUCCUCAAGAUGAUGACGUCAUCCCAUCCAAACCAGUCAAUGUGGUAAGACCGAAGCAUCUCCCAGUUGCUUCUACCGUGAAAUGUCUGUCAGAUACAGCGCCGGAGGUCCAGACUUCAGUUCAAGAUGGCGGACACGUACCACGUUUACCAGCUGGAGCAACACCCACGCCCUUUCUGUUCAAACCAGCUCGUGCACAGCUCCCUAUCGACCCAUCAAGGAAGAGCUUGCAAACACACGAGGAGCAAAAGUCGCAGCAAUCAAUAGAUCUGAUCCAUGAAGAAGAAAACAACAGUUCCAUGGUGCCCGCUUUUCUACCACAGCAAACUUCCAAAGGUGAACAAGAAACGGGAAGACUGGCCCAAGAUCAACUAGUGAGGAAUAACCUCAUUAAAUCAGGCAUUAAAACAGACAUGGAAUUGUCAGCCCCCAAACCUGAAAGCUCUGUGUAUGAAAAUUUUGGGAUUGAUCAUUUGAAUAUCCAUCAACAAACAGCCGAGAUUGGAUCUAAACGCUUAUUAGCAGGUGCUCAACCAACGCCCAUUUUAAUGGAGGUGCCCCAUAAAAGAGAACACGAACUUGUAGCAGCAGGUGCCCACCAUUCAAUUGCUCCUUUGCCUGAUCUACCUUCACCCCCAUCGCCCCCUCUCAGCCCUCCCACUUCACCUAUCCUUAACCUACCUCUACCCCCUCCACCUCCAGGAUUUUGUGACGUCAUCCCCCCCUCACCCCCACCACGGCCUCCAAUGCCACUCCAGCCAGUGUGUACACCACAACCAGCACCUCCUCCUCCUCCUCCUCUCCCUCCACCCCCACCUCCAUUAGUCCCCGUGUUUAAUUCAUUUAAUCGAAAACCUCCCGCUCAAGGCGAGGGUGCCCAGAGACAGAAGCCGCCCACACUGCUAAAAGGCCUCAGGCGGCCAGCAGAUGCCACGCUUCACGACCAACUUCUCGUGGAACUUAAAUCGUUUAAAUCUCUGAGAAGAAUCAGUCAAUCAGCCACGACGGACAGUGAGGAAAGCGGUGACAAGAAACGAGAGUACAAUGAAACACUUGACGGACCGGGGGCGGCACGUACAGCUCAUGGUCCUGUCAAUCAUGCAGAUUUCCCUCCCCCACCUCCUUUUCUAAAUGAAAGACCUACUACAGAAGAACAUUUGCAAAGAGAUAUGAGUCCAGACAACCUCUACUCCGACAUUGACGACUACAUGUACCACGUACACAGUGGGAUAUCUGGNUAA
This is a messenger RNA of Lingula anatina, 2499 nucleotides long. RefSeq lists its product as uncharacterized. Lineage: Eukaryota; Metazoa; Brachiopoda; Lingulata; Lingulida; Lingulidae. The record is from RefSeq and is a predicted model, not a curated record.